Molecule: messenger RNA, 1340 nt
Organism: Lycium ferocissimum
Lineage: Eukaryota; Viridiplantae; Streptophyta; Magnoliopsida; Solanales; Solanaceae
Product: protein COBRA-like
Exons: 7
Coding region: 30-1340 (436 amino acids)
Biological process (GO): cellulose microfibril organization; plant-type cell wall cellulose biosynthetic process
Cellular component (GO): plasma membrane
Source: RefSeq, a predicted model, not a curated record
AGAAAAUCUAUAGCAGCUACAAGGGGAUUAUGGGGUUCUUUAGAUCUGCAGUAUUAUUAGUGUUCUUGCUGUCUUGCUUCAGCUUUUCAUCAACAGAUGCCUUCGAUGCACUUGAUCCCAAUGGGAACAUCACAAUAAAAUGGGAUGUCAUCAGCUGGACACCUGAUGGAUAUCUUGCUGUUGUGACUAUGUUCAACUUCCAGCAAUAUAGGCAUAUUCAAGCACCAGGCUGGACUUUGGGAUGGACAUGGGCGAAGAAGGAGGUGAUAUGGAAUAUGAUGGGAGCUCAAACAACAGAGCAAGGAGAUUGUUCGAAAUUUAAAGGAAACAUUCCCCAUUGCUGCAAGAAGGAUCCAACAGUUGUUGAUUUGCUGCCCGGAACUCCUUACAAUCAGCAGGUUGCAAAUUGUUGCAAGGGAGGAGUGAUCAACUCAUGGGGGCAAGAUCCUGAAACUGCUAUUAGCUCAUUCCAAGUCAGUGUUGGUUCUGCCGGAACAACGAAUAAAACAGUUAGAGUUCCUAAGAACUUCACCUUAAAGGCACCAGGACCUGGUUAUACGUGUGGACCUGCUAAAAUUGUUAAACCCACUAAGUUCGUUACUAAUGAUGGGAGACGAGUAACACAGGCCAUGAUGACGUGGAAUGUCACCUGUACAUACUCACAGUUCCUAGCUCAAAAAACUCCAACAUGCUGCGUCUCCCUCUCAUCCUUCUACAAUGACACAAUUGUACCAUGCCCAACAUGCACAUGUGGCUGCCAGAAGAAUGGCACUCAGCAUGGAAAUUGUGUAGAUCAAGACGAACCGCACCUAGCUUCAGUUGUUUCAGGCCAUGUAGGAAAGAACAAGUAUGCUCCUGUGGUUCAGUGCACUAAUCAUAUGUGCCCAAUUAGAAUUCACUGGCAUGUGAAACUCAACUACAAGGAGUAUUGGAGGGUGAAGGUCACUAUAACGAACUUCAAUUACAAUAUGAAUUAUACACAGUGGAACUUAGUUGUCCAGCAUCCCAACUUUGACAACCUCACUCAGUUAUUCGGCUUUCAUUACAAGUCAUUAACUCCUUAUGGAGCAAUAAAUGACACUGCUAUGCUAUGGGGUAUGAAAUUCUACAAUGAUCUGCUCAUGAAUGCUGGUCCAUUAGGAAAUGUGCAGGCCGAGCUUCUGUUCCGUAAGGAUUUAGCGACUUUCACUUUUGAUAAGGGGUGGGCUUUUCCACGCAGAGUUUAUUCAAUUUUUUGCGCGGAAUUACCUAAUAAUUGCAAGAAUUUAGUUCGAAUCAAGCUUUUUUCGAAAGUUGAGAAGAAGUAUGCACUUGCUCCAGGAUUCUCCAAGAACCAAUAA